ACGGUUUUGAGGGAGGAUCGCUUGUUCCGGUUUAAGUUCAGACUGGCAUCAUUAUGAAAACCGAAAAACAGUCUGAGAAGCAAUUGAACGAACAGAUAAAUAAAACACAAAUGUGCAGGAUAUGUUUCGCGUCCAUUUGCUUUAGGCUACGAAUAUGAUCGCCUCGCAAGCAGUGCUAAGCUAAAGUAGUUAUAAUCACAAUGGUAGAAUCUCUCUUCCUCCUGGUUUGCCUCUUGGACCUGCUUGUCCAGAGCUCCUGCCUGCAUACAGAAAAGACGGCCGCCUGCACGAUCGAAGAUCGAAUGGCGGACUGCAGCCACCUGAGCCUCAAAGAGGUGCCCGCUGAUCUGCCCACUGACAUCACUGGGCUAGACGUAUCUCACAACAUGCUUCGAGCGCUGCCAGGCCCUGCCCUGGCUCGGUACCCCAAGCUGGUCCUCCUAGACGCCAGCUCCAAUGACAUUACGCACCUAGAAUCCGGCAUGUGCCUUGCCCUCCCCCUCCUGAGGGACCUCAUACUGCAUCGCAACGAGGUUCACCUCCUGAUCGACAAGGACUUGUUCAACUGUACCAACCUCUCUCUCCUCGACCUGUCCUUCAACCGACUCAAACUACAUGGGGAGCCUUUUCUGCCCCUGAAGAGUCUAACCACACUGGACCUGUCAGCUAACAGCCUCAUCUCAGCCAGGUUGGGGAUCGUGCCACAGUUGUGGAACCUGGAUACAUUGAUCCUGUCGAAGAACUUCAUAAAGAUUUUAAAGAGCGAUGACCUGUCUUUCCUCAGCAAUUCCUCCAUCCAGACACUGAUCAUGUCCUCCCUACCACUGAAAACGCUUCAGCCUGGCUGCUUCCAGCAAAUCAGAGGACUGCGUAAUCUGGUGAUGGAUGGCUCUGUGCUCAGCCCCCAGCUCACUGCUAAACUGAGCGAGGAGCUGUCAGGGACGAGCAUCGCCAGUCUUUCUCUUCAGAAUAUUAGGCUGGUAUCCCUCACCGAUACCAUCUUUAAAGGUCUGCAGGACACUAACCUCACCUCUCUGGACCUGUCUAGCAACAGUUUAGUGUCAAUGCACAACAGUCCCUUCAAGUGGCUUGGCACUUUAGAGAUCCUGUCCCUUAAUGAGAGCAAUCUCAAGCAUCUGACCAGUACCUCAUUCAUAGGGCUGGGGAACCUCAGGUUCAUGAACCUCACCAGGGCGCUAGUGAAGAGCCACAAAUCAUCCUACCCUAUCAUCGACAACUUCUCUUUCAGCCCGCUGACCAGGCUGGAAACCCUGCUGAUGGACCACACAGCCUUCCAGGGGAUCACAGCCGACCUGUUCUCAGGCCUGGAGAGCCUCCGUCACCUGAGCCUGAGCUGGAGCAGCGUGGGCCUUAGGACUGUGAACAACGGCACGUUUGCCUCGCUGUCCCGCUCGCCGCUCCGCACGCUGGACCUGACGGCCACGGACAUCUUGCGCCUGGACCCGGGAGCCUUCUCGGGCCUAGGGAACCUGACCAAACUACUGCUGGGCUCCAACUUCAUCUCCCAGACCCUGAUCGGUGAGGAGUUCCAAGGGCUGUACAACCUGGAGGAGCUUGACAUGUACCACAAUAAGAGGAUCAUCCUCAGCCCUUUGUCCUUCAAUCACAUGCGCUCCUUGAGGACACUGAUACUGGGGCUCGCUCUGGCACAAAAUCAGGACUUCAACCCCUCCCCAUUCCAGCUGCUCCACAACCUCUCCACUCUGGACCUCAGCAACAACAACAUCGCCAACAUGAUGGAGGGCCUGCUGGAAGGGCUGGAGAAGCUUCGGGUCCUCAGGCUGCAGCACAACAAUCUGCAGCGCUUGUGGAAGAGUGCCUACCCAGGCGGGCCUGUCUCCUUCCUGCGGGGCCUGCACAGCCUGGAGAUCUUGGACAUGGACAGCAACGGGCUGGACGAGAUCCCCCUCACGGGGCUGAGCGGGCUGGCCCAGCUCCGGGAGCUCAGCCUCGCCGGGAACGUCCUGGACCACCUGCGGGACUCCAUCUUCGACGACCUGACCUCUCUGCGGUUCCUGCGGCUGCAGAGGAACCUCAUCACCUUGGUGCCGCCAGGCGUGUUCGGCCCCGCCCUCCGCAACCUGAGCGUGCUGCACAUGGAGCGCAACCCCUUCGACUGCACCUGCGAGAGCAUCCUGUGGUUCGUCAACUGGCUCAACACCACCAACGCCAGCGUGCCUCAGCGGGGCUCCGAGUACAUCUGCAACACGCCCCCUGCUUAUUUUAACAAGUCCGUGGACCAGUUCAACACCCUGUCCUGCAAGGAUAUGGCCCCCUUCUAUAUCCUGUAUGUGAUGAACAGCGUCCUGGUGCUGGUCUUCAUGGUAGGUUCCCUCCUGUUCCAUUUCCAAGGGUGGAGGAUAAAGUUCCACUGGGAAGUCAUGGUCAACCGCACCCUGGGUUUUGCAGAGCCGGGCCUGGGGGAGGUCAGAUUUGAGUACGAUGCCUACUUAAUCCACGCGCAGGCAGACAGUACGUGGGUGGACAGACACUUGCUCCCUCUAGAGGAGGACAAACAGUAUACUUUCUUUGUGGAUGACCGUGAUGCUGUACCGGGCAGAUCCCAACUGGAGUCCAUUGUUGAGGCCAUGAGAAGCUCCAGAAAGAUUGUGUUUAUCGUCACAGAAAAGCUUUUGAAUGACCCCUGGUGCCGAAUGUAUAAGGCACAUCAGGCCAUGCACCAGGUGAUCGAGGACAGCCGAGACUCAGUGGUGCUGGUCCUGCUGGAGGACAUCCCGGACCACAGGCUGAGCCGCGACCUUCUGAUCCGCAAAGGCAUGCUCAAGUCCCACUGCGUCCUGCACUGGCCCCUGCAGAAGGAGCGUGUGCAGGCCUUCCGACACAAACUGCGGGUGGCGCUGGGCUCCAGCAACUCUGUGCAAUAGGAAUGUGUGUGUGCGGGUUCCUUACCCGUUGUCCUUCUGCCUGGCUCCUAGGGGCCAGGGCAGCGUAUGCAUGUAACAAUUUGCUGUAUGUGCCUUCCUGGUGUUGUUAAAUCACUUGAUCACCUUUUCAAUAGGGUGGACCUUGAUCCAUUGCAUAUCUCCACAGUUCAUGCAGUUGUCCCAGUAUUGAAGUUGACCACUUAAUCCUAAAGCCAAGUCAACUUAAUCCAGAACCAUGCAGGUCCACCUUUCAUUCAGCAGCCAUGUUGAACCAAUUUAUUAUACGUCAACUUCUCUUGUCCUUUUUAACAGUGUGUUCACUAUAACAAUACAAUUUACUAUGCAAUAAAGAAACCAAAAUAGUGCAUUUUGAACCUCAUACAGGUUUUUAUUACCAUAUACCAUUUGUUUCUAGUACUGUAUGUUGAUACAAUGACUUGUAUUUUUGGCUGUUUGUGUAUUUUGGAUAAUGAUUUUAUUGCCAUGGCUUUACAGAGAUCCUUCUUGAAUAAAACUGACGUGCCAAUUAUUUUUUACUCUUUCAAUGGGUCAUUUUCAGAAAGAACCCCUUACUCUUGUGUUCUAGUGACAUCUAGUGGCUGGAUCAUGACAGGGUGGAAUUUUCAUUUGAGUUGCUUUUACAGUAAGUGUCAUCUAUAGCUGGAUAUAAUUGUUGCACAUAAUUGUUAUUUUUAACUAACUAAAAAUAAAUGUACAUCUACUAAACAAAGACAGUGUACAAUCAAAACAUUUAAACAACACCAUUACUUUAAAAUGAUGAAAAUGUGAGCAAUCCAGCAUGAAGAUUUCACAGAUUUCACUGUAUAGAACUAUAUAUUUUUAUUUCAAUACAUUUAAAUUCAUGUUUCAAUGAUUUUUUUUUUCCGGUAAUCCCAUUAUUUUUGAAAACCAUAUGUGUCAAAAUUACAAAUUGCAAAUAAAAUCAAAUAAAGUUGUAUAUACUGCUGUCCAUAA
Molecule: messenger RNA, 3881 nt
Organism: Conger conger (European conger)
Lineage: Eukaryota; Metazoa; Chordata; Actinopteri; Anguilliformes; Congridae
Gene: tlr3
Product: toll-like receptor 3
Exons: 5
Coding region: 201-2906 (901 amino acids)
Biological process (GO): immune response; toll-like receptor signaling pathway; inflammatory response
Cellular component (GO): membrane
Molecular function (GO): transmembrane signaling receptor activity; protein binding
Source: RefSeq, a predicted model, not a curated record